Molecule: messenger RNA, 1257 nt
Organism: Medioppia subpectinata
Lineage: Eukaryota; Metazoa; Arthropoda; Arachnida; Sarcoptiformes; Oppiidae
Source: the annotation of a GenBank genome assembly
UCUGUUCUCAUCUCUGGUCAAAAAUCGAUUGAGAUAAAUACCAAACACGAGUGCCCUAUAUGUCGCGCGCCUGUGGCCGAUGACCAUGGCCUAUUGCUGCCAAUGCCUAACCUCGAGGUGACCACAAUUAUUAAUAGUUUGCCCAUUCAUUGCGACAAUAGUACCAUUGGAUGCGAACAAGUGUUAACAUUGGACACAAUAGCGGAGCAUCUCAUGUGCCCGACGUGCGGUCCGUUUACUGGACUAACAAUCGUUGAGCACAACUGCGCGCAAGCGUUGAUAGCAUUGGUCACCAAAACGAAUGUCAAGUGCCAGACAGUGGCCGCAGAACGCGAUUCGUGGCGAUUGAAGGCUGAAAAGUUGGACACACGGGUGGGACCGAUACGGGCGGCGGCAACAGAGGUGGGCAACGCGGCCGUAGAAGUGACGGCCAAUCGUAGCCAGUGGUUGGGCGAAGAAAACAUUCUUAUCGAUAACUUCAGCACAAGACUGGGCGCCGUUGAGUUGACUGAUGUGGCCAUGGAGUUGGGUUGGGUUCGGCCGCGCACUGGACCUCUUGUCCAAAUAAGUUUGCGUUUCUCUGCAUUUCAAAAGCUAAUCCAACGCAUCCAUUAUCUCGUCGACCGGCGCCGACACUCACUUACUAUUGAAACGUUGGCCGCUAUGCAGGGCUUUGAUGCGUUAAACCCGGCGAAUGAGACCGAGUGUCGGCAACUGGUGACCGAUGCGGCUGUUCGGGCGCCCGUUGGCGGCAUAUUUUGUUUGCCUCCAACUCCGGAGUCUAAAACCUCGGCCACUGUCCGCCACUUGGACUCCAUGUCCCCCGAAUUGUGUCCACAAUUGCGGUAUUUUGUGGCCUUUUUGACAGCCGACAGAGAAAUCAGUUCCGAGAGAGUCUGCGAACGGAGACGUGCGGACAGUUUGCCCGCUCUGGCCAUUCAGUGGUCGGCGGCCGACGAUCCCAAACAGAUCCGCUCGUGUUUGGAGGUAUUAAACCACUUCUUGCGCGUCACCGAUGAGACAGUACUCAGCGUUGCGCUCAAACCUCCGGAGCCAAUGGGAACCGCCCCCUCCGCCGAUGGCCAGACAUUGGCCGCUACGGCACCGGCCGGUGAUGAUAGGGAUGUGGUGUCGGUUAUCGCCGAUAUUUUAGGUGUUAAGGAUGUGUCCAAAAUGAACGCCUCGUCUAAACUGCCGGAUCUGGGAAUGGAUUCACUAAUGGUUGUGACCGUCAAACAGGCUCUGGAGGACCGGUUC